Molecule: messenger RNA, 1590 nt
Organism: Dibothriocephalus latus
Lineage: Eukaryota; Metazoa; Platyhelminthes; Cestoda; Diphyllobothriidea; Diphyllobothriidae
Source: the annotation of a GenBank genome assembly
AUGGAAGACGAAGUCCGAGCAGCACCAUGGAACACGACUCGUGCCUACCUUGCGGCUCAGCGGGGUGGCUGUUUUCUCGAGUUGCACGGACCGGCUGAUCCUACCGGCUGUGGUGAAGCCUUCUCCUAUUCAAAAACCUCUGCAAAACCGGGUGCUCUGUUCCGGCAGACAGGUGGAGAAGUGGCCCGUGGUUUGUUAAAAGACAAGCGCACUGUUACUGGCACUGAUGCUGACUUACGAAAGCUCCAUCUUCGGGACGCCCGUGCUCUUCUGCGUUCCUUCGGAAUUAGUGAGGCCGAUUUGAAGACUUUUAAGCGGUGGGAAAUUAUCGACAUGGUGCGUUUCACUUCCACCGAACGAGCCAAACAGGGCGAAGAGGAGAUUACAGCCAAAUUUGCCCGUGGAAACCGGUUAUCGAUGGCUGAGCAGAUUCGUUGCUACCGCGAGGAGUGUCAGCGUAUCUUUGACCUUCAAAAUCGCGUCCUCUCAAAUACCGAGUUGCUGAGUUCUGACGAGGGUGAAGAGGAACCAAGCAGCGAUGAGGAGGAUGAGGAAGAGACGACGAACGCUUUUGGAAGUGGCAAAGGUGCUGGUGCGACAGCAGCCGGUUCGGGAGCCACUUCGAGCAGCAACGCAAUUGGUGGUGUCCGUCUCUCCAGCCUGCCUUCAUCCAAUCGGAACCGAUACGACUCAGCCAGCCGCAAUAUUGAGUCUAUGUUGGCCAAUCGGAUUACGGCGGAGGAGUUAAAGCAUCGCCAGGAGGAGGCUGAGUGGGAGGACCUGAAGCGAAGUGUUGAACUUGGCAGGACUUUAAAGCGUAAUCGUAAGCCAACCGACCCUGUCAAGCCAGACGGAUCAACACCAGCGGCAGCUUUUCCCGCGACAUCGACUCCAUCUGCUGCUGCCCUCACAUCCACUGUUUACGAAGCGAAUUCCACAUCAGCAGGCGAAAUCCUCGACCUACCACCACUGUUCCCCGGGGCGCAGAAGAAGGUGCUUCGCAUCGUGCGCACCUAUUCUACAGGCGGACAGCAGUACACACGUACAGAACUGGUGCCCUGGUCCCCGGUGGUUGAAAUCUAUCUCAAAAUCAGGCAAACGCGGGACACUGAGUUCAUCCACAACUUCAUCGGUUCUGACGAUCAGUUCAGGGAACAACAACGUAGGGAGAAGCGUCGACUGCAGGAUCAACUUCGCCGUGUACGUAAGCAGCAAGACCUUAUACGCUCCAGAGCUGGUGGUUCGGGUCCCUUGCGCGAUGCCAGCGGCCGCCUCAUUCCUGCAAACAGAGUCGGCAUCUCUUCGCGACGGCGACAUAAGCCAUCGAGUCUAGUGCUGAAAAUGCGCUGCGGAGCCUGUGGACAGACAGGUCACAUGCGUACCAAUAAGGAGUGUCCAAUGUACGGGCGAAGCGAGGGCGGUGCUGGAGACGGUGAAGAGGGUGGUGGUGGCGCCGAUGUCGCUGAUAAUCACCAUCACCACCACCAUCAUGGUGGUGAUGGCCAUCACUCUGAUGACUCAAACAAGAGCGGUGGUGACCAAGACAGCUUCCUCCCAGAACUGGAAGAGAAUGCUACCACAGUGAGUUGA